UCGACUGUUUGGCUCGCAUCUCCGAACUACCGCUGAUUUGUGUUCGGGAGGCACAUUUCUCCCCCUCGCUUAGGCUAAAGCGGCCCUUCCGAGAAAUCCGCGCAGUCGCUGUCGGGAGCCUCGCCUUGUCAAGAGAACCGGGAAGCGCGUGCAGGGCUGUAAAUUCCGUGGCUGGCCCAGUGUUACUGGAAAUAGAAGGCAAAUCUACUGUGCUGCAUCAGAUCGCCGGAGAGAGAGACUGCACCUCACGGCCCUUCAGUUUCAGUAACCUCACAGCACUCUUUCUUUUUGCCAUUUCUUCGUGACAGAGGCCAGUUAUCCAUUUAGGAAGCAUUCAUUGCCAUUAAAGGAUGCCAGAGCCAAUUUUUACCAACUGUGGAUUCUUCCUGAAACUGAAAAAAUUAACCAUCAAAAGGAAGAACUUGCUGAAGGAUUGCAUUAAAGAAAAUGGUGGGCAGAUAACGUUUUCAGUAAAUGCUGAGUGCACUCACGUUGUCACCGAUGAUGCCAAUACACUCAGUGCUGUUCACUUGAAAGCCAUCCAGAAGAAGCAGCUGCCCAUUGUAGGUGUUGAUUUCAUAUGGGACUCAGUCAAAGAAAACAGACUUUUACCACCUUUAAACUGUGAGCCCUUGAAGACAUCAGAAAAUACAACUGGUCAGAGUCCAAACUGCUGCAUAGAUACUCUGCUAACAGAGACUGGGACAGGUGGUCCUGCAGAUGUGAAGAUCAUCUCUGUUUGUGAGGAAGACAGUUUUCUGACUGUGUUAAAUGGCCUAUUGGAUGAGAGCAAGUCAAGUGACAGCAGCGAGUCAAGUGACAGCCGCAGCGCAGAUGAACUAAGAUGGUUUUCAGAUAAUGAUAAAGAUAUUCCUUAUUUUCCUGAAGACUUUGAGAUUGCAAAGUAUGAUGUCCUCGAAAAGGUUUCAGCACAUGGUGAAUAUGCUGUUGUUGAACUUCAGUGUGCUUCUCAGUUUCGGGAUCACCUCUUCCUCAUAUGCACACAUUACAGUGUAUUAGAUGGAGUCCAGGACCAAAAGCAAUAUGCACCGGCUAACACUUCUGAGGAGGCACGAAGAGCCUAUGAGCUUUGUAUUGAACAUCUGAAGAAAGCAGAUUUUGAAUUAAGAAAAGACUUUCCACAUGAAGCAGAGCAUUUAGCUUCAACAAAAUUACAAGAGAUGCUUGUUGAAGAAGCCAUCAAUUGCAGCACAUUGUCUGAAGAAGUUGGUGUGUUCGUGGAACUGAUCUGGGCUGAAGCACUCGGGUUCUUGAACCAUCUGUUACUUAAGCCAGUAACUAGCAUCAGCCUAAAUGAUGUGAGCAAAGCAGAAGGCAUUCUGCUUCAGACCAAGAAGGCAUUGGAUGAAGGGAAAUCUCCCAGAGAGCUGACUGCACUGAUAGAAGAAUUCUACAAAAUCAUACCUCAUAAAAGCAGGCUAGAAGACAACGUUUGCAAAAAGCUGUUAUCUAACAAGCAGGAUCUCUGCCAGCUAAUCAGGGAUAUGCUGAAUGUACAUGAAACAAAUCUGUUCAGUCCUAACCCGCCAUCCCUUUCCAAGUACCGGGCUUUGGGGUGCAAGAUAGAGGCUCUGGAUGCAAGUAGUGAAGAGUUUAACAGAGUUAAACAGCAAGUUGUUCAAAGUAACUUCAGCAAAUGUCCCGUAGAAGUUUUGCAAAUAUAUAAUGUCGGCAGAAGAAGAGAAAUGGCUGCUUUUGAGAGUACUCUUGGCAACAUCCAGUCCUUAUUCCACACUUCAUCUCCUUGCAACUUUGUUGGCAUCCUUUCUCGGGGCCUUCUCCUGCCAAAGGUGGUAGUUGAAGAACACGGCAUCAAAAGAACUGAUUCUGGAAACUUGGGUAGCGGCAUUUAUUUCAGCAAUUCAAUAAGUACAAGCAUCAAGUACUCUCAGCCUAAUAAAAUAGAUGGAACUCGAUUGCUAUUGAUUUGUGAUGUAGCACUUGGAGGUUGUUUGGAUACUUAUCAGAAGGAUAUUUCAUUAACUACUGCCCCGUCAGGCUAUGACAGCAUGCAUGGAAUUCGCAAGACAAAAGGCAGUGAUUCAGCUUUCCAGGAUGAUGAGUUUGUGGUAUAUAGAACUAGUCAGAUCAAAAUGAAAUACGUGGUUAAGUUUUGCCUUGCCGAUGACGAAGUAAAGGAAUUCCAUCCCACAAUCCAGACUGAGCUAGAAGACCAGGCGCCUGUCCUAGAGUAUCCGUCACAACGUGAAGAUUAUGAGAUACCAAGCAAAAAUAUGCUGAAUGAUACACCGGCUGGUCUUCUGGACAGAUCUGGAAACCCAAUCCCUCUGCAAGAUAUUCAUAUCAAGGGAAGAAUAAUAGAUUUUGUAGCACAGGUGGUAGUUUUUCAAACCUAUGAAAAUACAUCUGACAGCUCCAUUGAAGUCAAAUAUGUCUUUCCAUUGGAUGACACAGCUGCUGUAUGUGGAUUUGAGGCUUUCAUCAAAGGGAAGCAUAUAAUAGGAGAGGUGAAGGAAAAAGAAAAAGCUCACAGGGAAUACAGAGAAGCUGUCAUGCGAGGUGAUGGAGCUUAUCUGAUGGACCAGGAUGCACCUGACGUUUUUACUGUUUCUGUUGGAAACCUGCCACCUUCAACCAAGGUCUUAAUCAAAAUCACCUACAUAACAGAGCUGAUUUAUGAGUUUUCUAGUCUUUCUUUUCAUCUGCCUGCAGCUGUGGCACCUUGGCAACAAGAAAAAGCGCUGAAGGAAAAAACACAGGACACAAUAAGAAAAGUUUUUGUUAAGCAAAUAGGAACAAAACCAGGUGGGUUCUCUUUGGAGAUGUCUAUUGAAAUGCCCUUUAAGAUUAACAACAUUAGCAGCUGUACACAUCAACUUAAAAUAAAGAAAACAGACUGUAAAGCUGUGAUCUGUACAGUGGAGGACAGUUCCUUGGAUGCCGCUGGGUUUGCGGUGACAAUCAUGAUUGGCGAUGAACAUUUGCCCAGAAUGUGGGUAGAGAAGCAUCCGGACAAAGAGACCGAGGCAUGCAUGCUUGUAUUUCAGCCAGAGUUUGCUGCACCAUUUGACUCUCCAAGCUCCUGUGGAGAAACAAUCAUCUGCCUAGACUGUUCCAAUUCUAUGGCAGGUUCAGAAAUCCAGCAAGCCAAGCAGAUAGCAUUAUGUGCCCUGAAGUUUUGCUGGCAUAUGCCACGGCUAAAUGUUAUAAAAUUUGGUACAAAUUUUGUACAGUUUCCUUUCAAUCCUGAAAACUUCACAAUGGAUUUUACUGCUCUGGAGGAGUUUGUUUUAUCUGCUACUCCUUCAAUGGGAAACUCUGAUUUAUGGAAGACGUUGCAUUACCUGAGUUUGCUGUAUCCUUCUAAAGGCAAACGUAACAUUCUUCUAAUAUCUGAUGGACAUAUUCAGAAUGAAGGCAUGACCUUGAAGAUUGUGAAUCAAAACGCACAACACACCAGAAUAUUUACAUGUGGAGUUGGGUCCACAGCAAAUUGUCACAUGCUGAGAUCUUUGUCCCAGUGUGGAGCUGGAGCCUUUGAAUAUUUUGAUGUGAAGUCAAAGCAUAACUGGGAGAGAAAGAUAGAACAUCAGGCCACUCGAAUGCGUUCCCCAGGAUGCAGUGCGGUCUCCAUUAAGUGGCAACAGUUUGAUACAAACGCACCUGAGCUAACGUAUGCCCCUGCUCAGAUACAAUCUUUGUUUAAUAAUGAGCAUCUUCUAGUCUAUGGAUUCAUCUCCCGUUGUACUCAGGCCACUUUAAAUGCACUAAUAGAUGACCAAGAAUUGCAGACGAUGGUAUCAACAACUGAAUUGCAGAAGACAACGGGAACCAUGCUCCACAAACUUGCAGCAAGAGCUUUCAUUAAGGAUUAUGAACAAGGGAUUCUUCACGAGGAUCAAGCAGAACAUGAAAUGAAGAAACAACAGUUGAAAUCCCUGAUCAUUAAACUCAGUCUGGAGAAUUCCAUCGUGACUCAGUUGACAAGUUUUGUGGCAGUCGAGAAGCGGGAUGUGAAUGAAGACCAGGGUGAUGAUACUCUGAAUGUUUCAGAACUUGUAGCCAAGGAGGACAUAGACAUCUUACCGUAUAUGCGGUAUCAACUAUCAGAUUACCAUUUCGACACUGAUGUGAAUGAAGACCAGGGUGAUGAUACUCUGAAUGUUUCAGAACUUGUAGCCAAGGAGGACAUAAACAUCUUACCCUAUAGGCGGUAUCAACUAUCAAAUUACCUUUUCGACACUAAGCCUUGUGCUGUCGUAGAAGAAUGUUUUGAUGUUACGUAUGAACACAAUAGACAGAAGGUGUCAAAAGCUGGAUGGCCGUCUUUGAACAGCGUGGAGGAAGUCCCGGCACCGUGUUACCUUCCUGUUGCUCCUUCAUUACAGGAAAUGCCUUUAUUCUCCUUCUCUGCCCAACAAUCACCGUCAACUUUCAUGAGUGGUUUGGGUUCAGCUUCCCGAGGUGCCGUGUCAGCUGUCCCCAACUUGUUUGGGCAGGGGAUAAAUUUGGAAGGUGAACAUCCAACGCCUUUCAGGGAUGAGAGUCUAUUAUUGUCUAGCCAAGUAUUCUCACCACAAUCUGCAGCCACUGGCUUAUUUGGUUCUGCUCCUACACCUGCAUUCAAAGGAGUCUGUCGACAAAGGAUGGUUUUGGAAAGUGGUCCUCCUAUGCCUUCGCAAAAAGAUCACAGCCUAUUAUUUUCAGAACAGGAUUUUUUAUCGUCACAGCAGCCCACAAACUUUUCUGUUCCUGUCAUAGCAGGUUUGGACCCCAACAUCUCUGUGGGAGGAAGAAUUAUGAGCAGUGGGCCUCCUGUGCAAGAUAAGUACCCGUUAUCAUCUGCCCGGCCAUUGAGAUUGCAAGCACUAGCCAGGUGCUUCUCUCCUAGAGCUAAAGCUGCUCGGCCAGUUGUCCAACGUGCACCUCGGCUGGGGACACCUGCAGCGGCUGACCAUGAUACGCCUUUGCCAGAAGGCCGGAGGCCACUUCCAUCUCCGGCUAUUUUAUUUGCGCAGCAACCACCUCCUUUCCCCUCCAGACUUCAUUUACCAGUUUGGACUCCGGAGCUGUCUGAAAAAAGAUCACAAGAGACUCUACAGCCAAGAAGGCCAUUCAUGAAGGCCAAGAAGAAGAAAUCUGUGGAAAGCUACUUCACCAUGCCUGCUGUACAAACACCCCUGAGUACUGUAUCCUGGCCUCAACUCUGUAAGCUGCAGAAUCAGGAUGGUUAUUGGCAGCUCACUCCUGAACUUGGGACUCUUUUGGAACUUGACGUGGAUCAUUUAGUCAAUGUCUCCUUAACAAAAAGGGGAAUUCAGUCUCUUGGUCCCAAGGGGAAAGAGAAGCUGUUGCAGUUGAUUGCUACACUUCUGGUACUGCAGGUUAUACGUUUCAAGCAACUGGAAGGACUCACUUUCAAAUCUCUAAUGAAACUGAAUGACUGGCCCCCAUCACGCGCAUUUGAUGCAGUAAAGAAAGCAGUUGAAUGGGCAAAAAGAACUCACCGCCAGUUCCCUGCUAUCUGCCAGCGUCUUGAACUUGGAAAAGACUGGGACUCUGCCACUAAGAAGCUGUUGCGUAUUGAAAUAAUUGGAACCAACACACACACCCCUCCUCCUUUCCAACAGUAAAUAAAAGGAUCCCCUACUUCAGCCUUGUAACCCAUCUCCACAACAAUGGAAUAGAGGGGGAAAUACUGUUGUACAUUUCUUUGACUACAAUCAUAAAUAGGCAAAUUUAUUUUAACUGAUUAAGCAUUUCUUAACAAUCAGCCCAUUUAUAACGUAGCUUUGAAAUUCUGGAUUAUAGCCACAAGUAGAGAAAUACAUUAUUGUGACUACUUACUAUUGCAUAACACACCUCUUGAUUUAGACUGAACUUUGAUCUUUCGGGAAACUGAACUGUAUUCACCCCCUACCAGGAGAAUAUACCAUUACCAUAGGUUCAAUUGAUUCAAGAUUUCUUAAUAAAUAUUUACUGUCUUUAAAUA
Messenger RNA from Eublepharis macularius, 5974 nucleotides. It is a transcript of the gene PARP4, whose product is annotated as poly(ADP-ribose) polymerase family member 4. The transcript has 38 exons. Lineage: Eukaryota; Metazoa; Chordata; Lepidosauria; Squamata; Eublepharidae. Gene Ontology annotation, molecular function: NAD+ poly-ADP-ribosyltransferase activity. The coding region runs from base 351 to 5615 and encodes 1754 amino acids. The record is from RefSeq and is a predicted model, not a curated record.